This is a messenger RNA of Caretta caretta (loggerhead turtle), 310 nucleotides long. Its product is annotated as putative protein BRICK1. Gene Ontology annotation, molecular function: protein-containing complex binding. Gene Ontology annotation, biological process: regulation of actin polymerization or depolymerization; actin filament organization; cell motility. NCBI's taxonomy places the organism in Eukaryota, Metazoa, Chordata, Testudines, Cheloniidae. The record is from RefSeq and is a predicted model, not a curated record. Gene Ontology annotation, cellular component: SCAR complex.
AUGUCACUGCAAGAGAACCUGGUGCAGCACGAGAUCCACCAAGACUGGGCCAACUGCGAGUACAUCAAAGUGAUCACUAGCUCCAUCAAGAAGAUCACGGACUUCCUCAACUCCUUCGACAUGUCCUGCCGCUCCCGACUCGCCACCCUCAACGAGAAGCUGACAGCGCUGGAGCGACGGAUCGAGUACAUCGAGGCCAGGGUAACAAAGGGCGAAACUCUCAUCUAACUGCUGAAGGCUGGUGGGGAGCUGACCUGGAGAAGAUUGUGCGGCUGUGCCAGAAUUCACUGUAGGGCAUCUGAUUUCUGCA